Molecule: messenger RNA, 189 nt
Organism: Clonostachys byssicola
Lineage: Eukaryota; Fungi; Ascomycota; Sordariomycetes; Hypocreales; Bionectriaceae
Source: the annotation of a GenBank genome assembly
AUGAAAGAGCUCGAGAAACUCGUACGCAUCCAUGGAAGAGAUGUCAUGAUCCCAUGGCCACAGAUCGGACGCAGUAAGGAAACCAGAAAUGGAUUCCUAUCUGAUAACAUCUUUGUGGGAAUUAUCAAUUCGAAGGAAGAAAUCUUUCUGGCUUGGAUAUCUAUUAUUCAAGGGUGGUUGGGGGAUUGA